This is a messenger RNA of Scatophagus argus, 4208 nucleotides long. RefSeq names its product rhotekin 2 (gene rtkn2). Bases 88 to 2157 code for a protein of 689 amino acids. The record is from RefSeq and is a predicted model, not a curated record. The transcript has 12 exons. Gene Ontology annotation, biological process: signal transduction; hemopoiesis; positive regulation of cell population proliferation. Lineage: Eukaryota; Metazoa; Chordata; Actinopteri; Scatophagidae.
AUCAAACCACCCUGUCCGUUGGAGGGGCGUUGGAGGUUGGAGCAGGAGUGCGCUGCUCGUGCUGUUGCUAGCGAAUGGUCAGGCAACAUGGAAGACCCGCGGGAUGUUCAAACUUCUAAACGAAACGGGAGCUCCAGGUCCGUAUUAUCGUCCGGUUCGGCGGUGGCUAUGGAGAUUAAACGAAAGAAAAUCAGACAGAGCGCCUUAUUCCUGCAAACAGAGAAGAGCACUAACAUACAAGAAAAGCUUGACUUUGAGAUGCGAAUACGGGAUGGUGCCUACAAGCUGUUGCUCGCCUGCAGUAAGCGAGAACAGGUUCUCAGUGCCUCCAAGAACCUGCUGACUUGCAAUGCCAGGAUCAAGGCUUAUCUCACGCAGCUGCAGAAGAAGAAAAGGGAGCAGGACAUGAUGGGAGCAGUUGGAGGAUUUUCAGAUCCAGUUUCAGAUUACCGUGUGCCCUGUAAUGGGACAGUUGCGUUGUCUGGGCUGCGUAUUCCAUUGAUGUGGAGGGAUUCAGACCACUUUAACAACAGAGGGAGCUCCCGUCGAGUGGCGGUUUUCUGUCUGAUGCAGAUUGGCUCAGAGGUGUUUGACACACAGAUGGUGGUGGUGGACAGAUCAGUCACUGACAUCUGCUUUGAAGGAGUCUCCAUCUUCAAAGAAGCAGUUCCUCAGUUUGAGCUGAGGGUGGAGCUGUGGAGCUGUGCCCUGGAGGAAGAGCUCACUAUGGUGAACACGCCAAAGAAACUAGCCAAGAAGCUCCGCAACUCCUUUGGAAAGUCUUCUGGGAAGAAGCUCUGCCCUCUGCUGGACUCUCCAGACCCUGACACCUUCCUGCAGUACAACCCCAUACCUCCUGGAGCCAAGUACAACCUGCUGGCCCACACUACACUGUAUCUGCCUGAGGCUGAAGGCAGCUUCCAGUCUCACUCCCUCAUUGUCCUCCAAGACGCUGAGUGGUCCUCCUGGCUUCCACUCUAUGGCAACCUCUGCUGCCGGCUGGUGGCUCAGCCUGCCUGCAUGACACAGAGUAUGAUGACUGGCUACCUGAGCCAAAAGCAAAGUGUGGAGGGGAUGUACCGCUGCUGCAGUCUGUACUGUGCGCUGAGUGCUGGCUUUUUGUCCUGUUACUUUACCCCGGAAGAAAUUGAUGCUAAAGUGCAGCCCACUCUCAGCGUACCCAUCAACAAGGACACCCGGAUCCGUGUCAUGGAGAAGGUGUCAGCAGGCCAAAAAUCCAGGAGUUUGUCCAUCAUCAACCCAUUCCCAGAGGGAUCUCAGACCGUCAUCUUCACCACAGAAACCAGGGAUGAGCUGGAGGACUGGCUGGAUGCCCUCCACCAGCACCUCUAUGACCAGAGCCAGUGGCUGCACUGCUGCAACCAGCUAAUGAAGAUCGAGGUCGCGUCACCACGGAAACCAUCUCUCUUCCUCACCAAGCAGGCUGACUCUGUUUACAAUGACCUCAGUAUAAAUUCACCUGGCAAGUUUGAGAGCAUCACAGACAUCAUCCACAACAAGAUAGAGGAGACAGAUGGCCACUUUCUUAUUGGUCAUGAAGAGGAGAAGGAAGCGGCUAACUGGUCAAGUCUGUUUGAUGGGUCCCAUUCACUGGUAGUGCAGAAGAAUGUGUUGUCCCAGAGCAAAACAUCCACCCCCUGUUCAAGCCCCAACGCCAGCUCGACACCCACUAGCAACAAGAAGCGCCGUGCCCCGCCCCCUCCCUCUGACAGAGAGCCUUUUGCUCCUCCCACUCGUCCUGCCAGGCCUCCCCUCCCUGCUUCUCUUCGUCCUCCUUCCCCAUACCAGGAGAAGGAGAACUCCGGCACUUGCACUUCACGCCCAGCUACAAGGUCCAAAACCGGCAGACCUUCUCUGGAUGCCAAAUUCUCUGCCAUCAUUCAGCAGCUCCAGCGGAACAACACUGGAGGAGCCGGAGCCCUCAGCCGGAAGAACGCCCCGCUGGGCAUUCUCGAUGUACAGCCACAAAGCCAGCCUCAGCCCCUUCUCCAGCAGGUGGAGUACCAAAACAGUGAAGCAACAGAGGAACAUGGCUUCGUCAGAGCGAGUCACGGCUCUGGCCCUGGUCCUGUUCCUGUACCGAGGAGCAAACUGAGGAAGUCCUUCAGAGAGAGGAUGAACCUUAAAGCCUUGUGACCUCAACCUCUAACCAUAUCUAGUUAAACAACUUAACCACUAUAACAAGUACCUAUAACAUCUGCGAUUGUAUCUCAGUAGUGAUAAUGUGAUUGUAUUUGAGGCGUUACUGUUGGUGUGGUCCUUAGUUAGCAGAGAUCAAUUCUAUUAUCAUAUUUGAAUGCUAGAUAUAAUGCUGCACAAAGGUAACAAAAUACACCUCUAGUGCUCACAGUAAGAUUCCUAGAAGUCACUGCUCCCAUCUAAGAAAUGCAUAACCUUCCUGUAAAAAAAUGUUAAACUAUGUUAAUUAGUGAGCUUUAAAGGUGCUGGUUAACAGGUUUUGUUACCUUUGGACGGAGCCUGACUAGCUGUUUUACCAUGCUUUCAGUCUUUAUGCUAAGCUAAGCUAACCGUCUUCCAGCUCCAGCAUCACAUGGAGCCAAUAGAAAAGAGAGUGAUAUCGACCUUCUUGUUCCAUUUCCCAAUCUGACCUUAAGGAUGGGUGGGUAAUGUGGUCUUUAAAAGAAAGAAAAAAAAAAUCCACCAUGACAACCCAAAUCCCAGCUGACACCUCAUAUCACAAUACUGUAUUGAUACAUCUCCAACUCAACUCUCCUUUUCUAAACCUUGUCAUGAAAUUGAAAGCUGUAUGUUGGCUUGAGCACUGGCAUCAUCCAUCCCACUAAAAUGGAAAGGCUUAUUUCUCAGCUCCGCCACUGGAACAUGAACCAAAGAAAAGGCCUUUGCAAAAGCGCUCAAAUUGGAAUUGAUCCAUUGGCCGACUGCGGACGAGUCAUUUUUUUUGGAGCUAUUGACUUAUUCCACUUACUGUGACAAUUUUAUGACCACUAUAGCAGAUUUUAAAGGAACAGGAUUUUAGGAGCAAUUGCAAGCACUAAUGUGACUUCUCCAUUUCCCAGAGGUCUUAAUAAUGGACUGACCUUGGUUUUCAGUGGCUGCACAGUAUGUCCAACAUAAUUUAACACUGCAGCCCACAAAUGCUACGAACAUAAUUGAAUGAAUGAGUCUUUCAAGUGGCUAAAAUAAUGAAUGCCCUUGUGUUUUGUGUUUUGAACAUAUCCAAUAUGGCCAACCACUAAAUACUUCAACCACUUAACAAUCACAUGUUGAAGAAUGGCCUCCAUAAUUACACACAGUGUACAAAACAUUAGGUUUAGCUACUUUUUCUGAAAUUGCCUGGCCAGAUGAAGCAGUGUGGUGAAAGCUACAAUCCCAUUUUUUCAUUUCACCCUCUAAAUUCUGUUUAAUCAAGAGAGGGAGAUGUAGAUUUUUUUUUGGGGGGGGGGGGGGGGAUUACAGGAGGAUUUAGUUUAAGCCUUGAAAGAACGGAGAAUGAUUUGUACAAAAGGGAAUGCCGUUCAAUAUUAGCAACAUGUUUCAAAUGUUUUCUGUGCUUGGUGUGUAUUACCAAUACGCUAGUCACUUUGAUUUUGUACUGUAUACACCUGGAAAAGCAAGGGACGGUUAUAGAGUCAAACUAAUAUGAUGAUUAUGGCUAAAAUCAUCACAAUAAUUUUUAGAUUAAGCAUGCUAGAGACAAAGAACAAUAAAUUACAUGUUAAUAUUACAUGCGGAUAUGAAGCUGUAUGGAGAGCAUGUGAUCUAAAUGUUAUUAACUUUAUGACUAAAAAAGACUGAACAACCUCACUUUGAUAUGAACUUCUAUUCAUUGACGAUGAUUUAAAAAUGUUUUUUUGCUUGUCUUUUUGUUUAUUGAUUACACAUGACAGCAAUAAUUUGUAGGUUUUUUGAUUAAAAUGUUCUGUAAUUCUUUUUUAUAGUAUAUUAACUACGUGUCAUCUCAGUGUUCCUUUCAGCACAUUAAUUAUUUACACUUUAGGUCGCCUUGCAUUUAUGUAGAAGUAAGCAGCGAUACAUUAAUCUUGUCUCAGAGUAAUUUGUGUCUAGUACAAUGUGAAAAAAAUAUUGUAGUUAUUUUUGUCUCUCAGAAAGUGCAAUUCUUUCCUCUCUUUUCACUGUUGUCUUGGAAGCUAACUGUAUUUUUUUUUUUAUUAUUGCUGAUCUGCAAUAAAACGGCCUACAUUCUA